GUCCGGGUCACGUGGCGCACCUGGCCCAGGUGAGGCGGGGCCGGACGCGCUCCCGGCUCGCAGGAAAUCCCGCCCUCUGAACAAUGAAGAUCUUAGACCCUGGCUAACUCUGAGUGCUGCAAACCCUGUGUAGAUCCCUCCUGGCUCCUCUGGAGCAGAUGCUGAGCCUCUCUAGAGGGAUCUUCUCCAGUCACUCCCGGUGCCUGUGUGAGAGCAGAGGAAGCUCCCAGCCAUCGUGUGCCCGAGCGCCGAGCCAUGCUGGGCCGGAGGAGCCGCCUUCCCCCCGAGCUGAGCAGCCCCCGGCAGCGGGAGCAGCCCGGCCCGGAGGCCGUGCCCCUGCGAGCACGGGCAGCCAGGGACACAGAUGUCAGCCUGGAGGUGUUCAGUGGCUCCACGCCCGAGAUCAAAGGCGGCCGCAGCCGGGCCCAGCAGAUGCGGGACAGGAAAGGGCGCAAGGCCGAGCUCAAAGACUCCAACGGCCGAGAGGCAGAGACCAUCACCUUCAUCUCUGGGACAGCAGAGGCUCCCCCAAACCAGAGCUUUUGCUGCUCCUCCCUGUCUCAGGCCUGGAACACGUACAAGGCCGUUUUCUGUUGCAUAGUGACGUGUGGGGGCUGCUUCCAGGACUGCAGUGUCUGCAUUCCCUAUCCGGGGCCCGCUGAGACCUCCACAGAGGAUGGGAAGAACGGAGACUACAACGGGCGGCUGCCAAACAGCCCCACCAACACCUCUCCUGCUGAGAAGAACGGGAACCAGAUCAAAAAGUCCAUCAUGGGCAGCAGUUUCAGUUACCCAGACGUGAAGCUGAAGGGCAUCCCUGUCUAUCCAAACAGGAACCCCAACCACCACCUGGAAUCUGAUUCCUGCUGCAAGGAGCUGCUGGAGAAGCCCUUCAGGAACAGCAUUGAAAAGGCACCGCUGCCCAGCAGCCACCGGAGCUCGGAGGAGUAUUACUCCUUCCACGAGUCCGACGUGGACAUCAGCGAGCUGAACGGCUCCAUGUCCAGCCGGCAGAUCGACGUCCUCAUCUUCAAGAAGCUCACGGAGCUGUUCAGCGUCCACCAGAUCGACGAGCUGGCCAAGUGCACCUCGGACACCGUCUUCCUGGAGAAGACCAACAAGAUCUCAGACCUCAUCAACAGCAUAACUCAGGACUACAACCUGGACGAGCAGGAUGCCGAGUGCAGGCUGGUCCGGGGCAUCAUCCGCAUCAGCACCCGCAAAAGCAGGGUCCGGCCCCACAUCUCCAUCCCCAGCCAGAGCCACGAGGACAAGUCCAGCCGGGGCAACGCGCCCGACAGCGGCAACGAGACCAUGCUGGAGUCCAUGGUCAUCAGCCAGGACGAGCUGGCCGUGCAGAUCUCGGAGGAGACGGCAGCGGAUGUGCUGGCCAGGAACAUGAGGCGGCACAGCAGCGCAGGCUCUCCAGCCAGCAGAGAUUCCUCUUUCCAGGACACAGAGACUGACUCUUCUGGGGCACCUCUGCUCCAGGUGUACUGCUGAAGGACCCGAGCAGCAUUCCAGGGCUUUGCUGCAGCCACAAUCCUCCUCUUUCCAUGUGGAGUGUGCUGUGCCACGUUUGAUUUUUGUUUUUCCCAGUCUACCCCGACCCUUAUUGAAGCCAAAUUCCUUCUGCUGUCUGAAUUUCACUGGAUGUUUUGGGCUUGUUGGACAAUCAAGGAAGCAAACUGUGGAGCUGAUGAACUUUGGAGGUGGAAUGUGUGCCCAGGGAGGAGAAGAUGGACAAGGAAGCAGCAGAUAACUUGUGCCUCUGUGAUUUCUGUAGAGCACAUUUAGCUCCAGCAGCCUCAGUGGCUCAGCCCUUUCCCUGCUUUCAGGACCUCUUGUACAGUUCCUGCUUCCUGGCAUUGCCCAAGUGAACUUGGAUAGGGAAUGACCCUGUGGGGUCUCUGCUGGUGCUGAUGUUGGGGUGCAGGCUGAAAUCCUGCUCUGUGGGGACCCAAAUCCUGCUCUGUGGGGACCCAAAUCCUGCUCUGUGGGGACCCAAAUCCUGCUCUGUGGGGACCCAGAUCUCUCUGUGGGGACCCAGAUCUCUCUGUGGGGACCCAAAUCUCUCUGUGGGGACCCAGAUCUCUCUGUGGGGACCCAAAUCUCUCUGUGGGGACCCAAAUCUCUCUGUGGGGACCCAGAUCUCUAUUUAAAGUGCCUGUUUUUGUCCCACAAACCCAAAGUCAGACACCCAUGGUGUUUUCAGUAGCCAGAUCUGCCUUUCCCUGCUGACCCUUGCUGUCAUCUCCUGCUGCCUUGUGAGGAGCAGGUUCAGGUUCUGGGGUUCAUUUCAUUUGUGGCCUCUUGGCUCAUCCAGUGCCACGGUGCCGGUGCUGGGGGCUGGGAGGGGGCUCGGCUGCCCCUGCCUGAGCAGACCACGGGGAUCAGCUCUGCCAGCCUGCUGUGAGCCCUGCUGAGACAUCCCCAGAGCACACAGGGCCCUGCCAGCCUGCUGUGAGCCCUGCUGAGACAUCCCCAGAGCACACAGGGCCCUGCCAGCCUGCUGUGAGCCCUGCUGAGACAUCCCCAGAGCACACAGGGCCCUGCCAGCCUGCUGUGAGCCCUGCUGAGACAUCCCCAGAGCACACAGGGCCCUGCCAGCAGCUCUCCCUCACCCUGCCAAGCCCUCCCUGCUUCCCCUGGGAGAGCCUGGAGCGGGGCUGUGGCUCCAGGUGAGCAACACUUGAUUCACUCCAGACUUUUUGUGCUUCA
Molecule: messenger RNA, 2721 nt
Organism: Parus major (Great Tit)
Lineage: Eukaryota; Metazoa; Chordata; Aves; Passeriformes; Paridae
Gene: KDF1
Product: keratinocyte differentiation factor 1
Exons: 5
Coding region: 256-1503 (415 amino acids)
Biological process (GO): regulation of epidermal cell division; keratinocyte development
Cellular component (GO): cell junction
Source: RefSeq, a predicted model, not a curated record